Molecule: messenger RNA, 1958 nt
Organism: Armigeres subalbatus
Lineage: Eukaryota; Metazoa; Arthropoda; Insecta; Diptera; Culicidae
Product: scoloptoxin SSD14-like
Exons: 4
Coding region: 195-1910 (571 amino acids)
Biological process (GO): glutathione catabolic process
Cellular component (GO): plasma membrane
Molecular function (GO): glutathione gamma-glutamate hydrolase
Source: RefSeq, a predicted model, not a curated record
UCGCGAUUACACGCAGCGCAGAUGCCAAGCAAUCGUCACCUGGGGCGGUUGUUUGCGUCUCUGCUUCUGGUCAGUCAAUGUUUACACUGUCAUUUAGUGUACGAAUUCAGAUUCCAAAGUGCAAACAGUGGAAGAUAGUGAUCCCGUUAUCUGUAUGAAGGAGAUUGUCUACUUCCAUUGUCAUUCGGGAAAAAAUGGUCCCCAGCCGUACAGUGCUCGCUAUAUUAGUUUGCGUAGGAGCGGUGGUGAUCACUUGGCUUUAUGUAAACGAUGAGAAGCGAGAACACUCGGCGAAACCUCAUCGGCAGUUUGGAGCCGUUGCCUCCAAUGCCUACGAAUGUGCCUCGGUGGGUGCGAACAUUCUACGGCAAGGCGGAUCGGUAGCAGAUGUGGCCAUAGCGAUGAUGCUGUGUGAAGAAGUGGCUUGCCCGGAGAGUGCCGGUAUUGGAGGUGGAUUUCUACUGACUUACUACCACCGUGACUCGGGCAAGGUUGAAGUCUUCGAUGCACGAGAGAUCGCUGCACACGCGGCUUCGCAAGACAUGUUCGUAGAUCACAAGAAUGGAACGGCGCAUGGCGGCUUGGCUAUUGCGACUCCCGGAGCACUGAAAGGUUACUGGGUACUGCAUCAACGGUAUGGAAAGCUACCCUGGAGGUUGUUAGUGGAGCCUUCGAUUGAGCUCUGCUACAGUGGGCACACAGUUGAUCCGUAUAUGGCACAAGCCUUGCAGGAAAGGCGUGAUAAAAUUCUUAACACACCAUCGCUGCGAGAGAUUUUUGUCGAUCCAGAGACCGGAGAUGUGUGGAAAUUAGGCGACCGCUUCAGAAGACCCCAUUUCGCUGAAACUCUUAAAAUUGUAGCAGAUGAAGGGGCUGAUUCAUUGUAUUCCCCUAAAGGGUCUCUUCUACCGAAAGUGAUAUCAGAUCUAAAAGAAUUUGGAAGUAUUAUUACAGAGAACGACUUUUAUGAUUAUGAACCCCGUUGGCUUUCGCCAGUGUCUACAAAGCUAAAUGAUGAAACCACUGUCUACAGUGCAGCACUCCCAGGAGGGGGGACUAUACUCGUACAUAUGCUAAACGUACUUAAUGGAUUCGAAGAUCUUCACCCGAAUGACCCAAUUACUUGGCAGCGUGUUGUGGAGACUUUUAAACACGCAUACGGAGUUCGUACCAGAUUGGGUGAUCCUCCAUUCGUUGCUGGCAUCGAUAAAAUCAUACAGAAUCUGACCAGCAAACACUACGCUGACUACAUAAGAGAUAAAAUUAAAGAUGAUCAGACAUACACAAGUUACGACUUCUACGGUGCAGAUUUUACAACGCCGGAAGAUCGUGGGACGGCUCACGUUUCAAUUCUUGGACCGAAUGGAGAUGCCAUAGGUGUUACCAGCACCAUCAACGAUUUCUUCGGUGCCCAUUUGCGAUCCCCUCAAACAGGAAUCAUCUUCAACGGAGAGAUGGAUGACUUCUCGACGCCCGGUGUCAUCAACAUUUUCGGUGUACCAGCAUCACCGGCGAACUACAUUGCACCCGGCAAGCGACCACUAUCGUCCAUGUCGCCAACAAUAGUGAUUGAUCGGAAAGGGGACGUCCGGCUGAUUGCGGGAGGCGCCGGUGGGACACGAAUCACAACGGCCACUCUCCAGGUGGUCCUCAGGAAAAUAAUCUUCGGACAAAGUCUGGAGGAGGCGAUGGGGGGCUUUAGGGUGCACCACCAACUGGCACCGAUGCUGGUGGAAUACGAAGGAUCAGUGGAUCCACGGGUAAUUGACGGCCUCAUAGCUCGAGGCCAUAAGAUGAAGAAAGUUAAACGAGUGGGGACAAUGACGGCAAUAGCCAAGGAAGAUGACGAUCGAGUGACAGCAGCGUUUGACCCCAGAAGACCGGGAAGUGCGGAGGUUGUUGAGUUUUAGGUGGAUGUGAAAUACAAAUUACGACAACGUGGCAGAAAACCCUAGUAA